This is a messenger RNA of Panthera uncia (snow leopard), 4211 nucleotides long. It is a transcript of the gene GNAL, whose product is annotated as G protein subunit alpha L. The record is from RefSeq and is a predicted model, not a curated record. The coding region runs from base 552 to 1694 and encodes 380 amino acids. Lineage: Eukaryota; Metazoa; Chordata; Mammalia; Carnivora; Felidae. Gene Ontology annotation, molecular function: GTPase activity; GTP binding; G-protein beta/gamma-subunit complex binding. Gene Ontology annotation, biological process: adenylate cyclase-modulating G protein-coupled receptor signaling pathway. The transcript has 12 exons. Gene Ontology annotation, cellular component: heterotrimeric G-protein complex.
CGAGCCGCCCGCCUGGUGUCCACGAUCGCCCUUCGGGGACCCGGCGACGAGUUCCGUCCCUCCGCGCCGCGGUCGGCCAGCAGCCCGCGGGGCCCGGGCAUCUUCACGGUCCCGUUGGGCGCUUCCCCGCCGCGCAGGCGGGAGCGGGGCUGAGCGGGGCUCAGCUCGGCGGGUGGCGCGGGCGCGGAGACGCGGGGCGAGCGGAGGGCGCAGCGCCAUCCCGGCUGGCUCCGGCAGAGCUCGGCGCUCUCGGCCCCCGUCUCCUUUCAUGCCAUGCUGUUUGUCCAGCAGAAAAUACUAAGCCUUUAGCUUUAAAAAGUAUUUAUUUGGCUCCGCGAGUCGUCCUCGCAUCCUUUUGAGUUAGGAGUUUGCGGUGGGCAGAGGGAGGGGAGACGGAACGCUUGUUCUGAUCGAAAAACACCGAGAGACCAGAGCAUCUCUUUCAGCAGCGAGGAGGAGAAGCCGUCGCAGGAUCUACACACAUCUACAACUCUCUAUUGCUUUUUGUGCACAUUCCUAACUCUGCCCGACGUCCAUCCAAGGGGGCAGGCAUGGGGUGUUUGGGCAACAGCAAGACCGCAGAAGACCAGGGCGUCGAUGAAAAAGAACGACGCGAGGCCAACAAGAAGAUCGAGAAGCAGCUGCAGAAGGAGCGUCUGGCUUACAAAGCGACUCACCGCCUGCUGCUACUGGGCGCUGGUGAGUCGGGGAAAAGCACUAUCGUCAAACAAAUGAGGAUCCUGCAUGUCAAUGGAUUUAAUCCUGAGGAAAAGAAACAGAAAAUCCUGGACAUCCGGAAAAAUGUUAAAGACGCUAUUGUGACAAUUGUUUCUGCUAUGAGUACUAUCAUACCUCCAGUUCCACUGGCCAACCCAGAAAACCAGUUUCGAUCAGACUAUAUCAAGAGUAUAGCUCCUAUCACUGACUUUGAAUAUUCCCAGGAAUUCUUUGAUCACGUGAAGAAGCUUUGGGACGAUGAAGGCGUGAAGGCGUGCUUUGAGAGGUCCAACGAAUACCAGCUGAUAGACUGCGCACAAUACUUCCUGGAAAGAAUCGACAGUGUCAGUCUGGUGGACUACACACCCACAGACCAGGACCUUCUCAGAUGCCGAGUUCUGACAUCGGGGAUUUUUGAGACCCGAUUCCAAGUGGACAAAGUAAACUUUCACAUGUUUGAUGUCGGCGGCCAGAGGGACGAGAGAAGAAAAUGGAUCCAGUGCUUUAACGAUGUCACGGCUAUCAUUUAUGUUGCGGCCUGCAGCAGCUACAACAUGGUGAUUCGGGAAGAUAACAACACCAACAGGCUCAGAGAGUCCCUGGAUCUUUUCGAAAGCAUCUGGAACAACAGGUGGUUACGGACCAUUUCUAUCAUCUUGUUCUUGAACAAACAGGAUAUGCUGGCAGAAAAAGUCUUGGCGGGGAAAUCAAAAAUUGAAGAUUAUUUCCCAGAGUAUGCAAAUUAUACUGUUCCUGAAGAUGCAACACCAGAUGCAGGAGAAGAUCCCAAAGUUACAAGAGCCAAGUUCUUUAUCCGAGACCUGUUUUUGAGGAUCAGCACAGCGACAGGGGACGGCAAACAUUACUGCUACCCACACUUCACCUGUGCCGUGGACACCGAGAACAUUCGCAGAGUGUUCAAUGACUGCCGUGACAUCAUCCAGAGGAUGCACCUCAAACAGUACGAACUCUUGUGAGGCAGCCCUGGGGCAGGUGGGUGCGCCUUCUGGCACCUUCUCUCCACCUGCCUCUCCUCCCUUGGCCACCCCACCAGGUGGAACAUUUAUUCCAGGAUUGUCUGUCAGCCCCAAGCCAUGGUAGAAAGUAGGGAGUUCCCGGUUUCAUCCAGCUGCCGCCCUGUCCUGUUCUGACCUGUGUGACCACCAAGCCUCUGGCUACCUCUGUUCCCCUCAGGUUUGGUUUGUAGCUUUCGUUUUCACUGAACACAACCUUCCACAGCCUCCCCACCCCCACCAAUUUGUGUCGCUGCAAACCAGCACUCUCACUUGGGUGGUGCUGCAGUGAAACCCCUCUGGGUGAGGGCCCCUUUCAGUCAUCCAUUCAGUGAUUUCUUGAUUCGGCAGGAACUUGAUAAAGGGGGGAGAAAUGGCACUUUUUUCUGGCUUAUCAGGCAUGAUUGCAGUGGCAGGGGUAUGAGGCAGUGAGCCACAUGCGUGGGCAAGUGGCCACCUCUCCCGAGCUGCACUGGCCCAGGAGCGAGGCUAGACCCCAAGUCACAGGGUGGAGAGAAACCCGUUUCAAUCAUAUCUGAGUCGCUGCCAACCUCAGGCAUUAAGUUAGACCUACUCUGAGCAGACAACCUACUACAUUCACCACUGCAAAGUGUGUCCUGUCUACACAUGAUUCUCUAGAGUGUGAUAUGCUUGGACAAGAGUCUCCCUUCAUAUAUUCUUGUUGUUUUACUGCUGGUUUAUUAUAACUGUACAGACCACAAAAUGUAAUAUUAUUUUCUAUAAUUACUCAAAAAUCCUUGUAGAUCUUUGUGCCUCGAUCAGGCUGUAUCUGUAAAAGAAACGUGUUUUUAUCGUGCUGAACCGCUAAAUGUCAACAUUACCUGCUGCUUGCUCUAAAAAAGAGAAUGGUGUGUGUAGAAUUUAGGAUAUUCUUCAGGUUAGUGCUUUUAAAAAUAUCUUUGAUUAAAUAUAUAUAUGCAUAUAUAUAUAAAUUAUCCACAUUAAUCAUUCACCUCUUACAAAUAAUUCUGUACCAACAUCACAAGCUUUUCAAGAACCAAGGAUUUUUUUUCUCCAGACAAUAUGUCUUUUGAUUAUUUUCCUAUUUAAAGACUUUUUACAAGUUCCCUGAGUGGAAAUAGGUCAACCAUUCCCUUUAGUCAAAGUUUUCGAACCACUUACUUGGGCCACAGCUUCCAGUGUAAACAAAGAGCAAGAAGAUGACAGAGGUGUCCGUGUUCGUGUCCAGCCCAAGAGAGUCAAAGGAUGGCAUCUCCAUUUGCCUGCUCUCAAGAAGAAAUAUUACACAACCUUUAUUUGGAAGACAAAGUCAAAAUAUAUGGCUGUUUCUCACACUCGAAAGAUUUGUAAAUGCAGCGUCAGAAGUUAUCGUACAGCGCAGUAUCUAGAAAGCAAGAAUCACGAUAGCGGUGAUGCUUCAUAUUCUACCCACAGCCACAACUUUGAGGGUCGUUGCCUUAGGUGCGAGAUAAUCUGCAAAGAUGUCCAAAGGUGGAUUUCAACAAUACAAACCCAGAGGUGACAGCCUCGCUGACAUGACUUCAUUUCCUUUUAGUCUUUAGUAUUGUCAAGUUUACUCUAUGAGUAGGCAUUCUGUAAUCCUUUAUAAAUGCAUCCAGACUAAAAAAAAGAAAGACGAAAAAAUGCAUCCAGACUGAAAUACUACUUUUCCAUGAAUGAAAGGAUAACUUUGUAGAUAGUCAGUGUAAGAAGCACACCGUUUAUGUCAGCAUCCCUAAAUUCCUGGACCUCUCUUCCCUGUUUCAUAAAACCCUGAUCUGAAAUGAGACACAUAAAGACACAUAAAGUAGAAAUUACUGUGUUUCCAUUGCACUUUCCACAUAAAAUGUGAACCGAAGAGCCACAUACACCCCCGUAUGCACAAAAAGCAAAAGCUACAUACUGUUAUAUAUGUUAUCACUCAGCAGUAACUCAACUUCCUCUUCAAACACAGAGUUGGACUCUUGGAAAAGAACACAUUUUACCUGGUUUCAAAUUAUCGAGACAUGUUUAUUUUUAAGUACCAAAAGCCCCUUCCCAGCUCUUUGUCAGGUUUCUUUUGAUCACGGACAGACAUUAAAUUCAGAUGUAACAGCUUGGCCUGCUGGAGAGAAAAUUACACUUAGCUAAAAAUCUGAUUCCAUAAUGAGCACAGAAGCACAAAAGUCUGUGAAAACAAUAUAUUCCUGCUUGUGGCGUCUGUACUUUUAUUUUAAGUGCAUAGCUUUAUAAUAUAUAGGAGUCUGAGGCCCACUUCGUAGGGGGACAGAAGCAAGCCCAGUGUUUGUGCGCACAUAAUCCCAGGUGCCGGCUCCAUCUUGGGGAAGAACAGACAGCAUAGUGCAUGCAAGUGAGACUUUAAUAGCUUUUACAUAUUGUACAGACACGAUCUUUGGUUAUACAUAUAUUUGAUAAAAUGAGAAAACAGACUUGUUGUAGAGUACACGUUCCAUUGUUAUAGCAUGAGAACAGUACAGUCAACUAUUUAUCCUUGCAGGA